AUCUGCUGUAUAAAAACUAAAGCUUUAAGCAUUGUUCAUCUUCUCCGUCAUUUUGAAGUCCACUCUCCUUAACGCUCUAACCCUCUCAUCUUCUGCCAACUUCGAACCAUGUCGAGGAGAAAGGUUAGAGAGCCAAAGGAAGAUAAUCUGAACCUUGGACCUGCUGUACGAGAAGGAGAGCAUGUUUUUGGUGUUGCCCACAUAUUUGCUUCAUUUAAUGACACUUUCAUUCAUGUGACUGAUUUGUCUGGAAGAGAAACUAUGGUUCGUAUUACAGGAGGUAUGAAGGUGAAAGCUGACAGGGACGAAUCUUCACCUUAUGCGGCUAUGCUUGCAGCACAGGAUGUUUCCCAGAGAUGCAAGGAACUUGGAAUCACUGCCCUUCACAUCAAGUUACGUGCUACAGGAGGGAACAAAACCAAGACCCCUGGUCCAGGUGCUCAGUCUGCUCUCAGGGCUCUCGCUCGCUCUGGAAUGAAAAUUGGUCGUAUUGAGGAUGUGACUCCUAUUCCCACCGACAGCACCCGUAGAAAGGGUGGUAGAAGAGGAAGAAGGCUGUAAACUAGCACCUUCUAUUAUAGCAACCUAUCCUUCAGUUUUGGUGGUAGUGCUUCUGUUUACUUGGUAAUGGUUGUUCAUUGUGACUCUUUUUUGUAGUUUUAACCGACUUGGUAGCCCUGGGAUUUAUAUUUGAGUAGUACAAAUGAAUGGCUCUAAAUCUAUCCUGGCAUUUUUUUAUGUUCCAAUUACUUUUUAGUAUGAAUCUCCUGUUAUAAGGAGAGAUGCUUUAUGAAAGGAGUAUUAUCGUUGAUUAUCAA
Molecule: messenger RNA, 818 nt
Organism: Theobroma cacao (cacao)
Lineage: Eukaryota; Viridiplantae; Streptophyta; Magnoliopsida; Malvales; Malvaceae
Product: small ribosomal subunit protein uS11z-like
Biological process (GO): translation
Cellular component (GO): ribosome
Molecular function (GO): structural constituent of ribosome
Source: RefSeq, a predicted model, not a curated record